AUGAUAGCGAUUACGAUGCUUCAAUUAUGGUUCUAUGUUUUGAUCUUUGACUAUCAAUUAGCAGAACAUGCAGUUAAACUUGUACACUCAGAAAUAUCGUACAACCAACCAGAACUAUCACCAUGUGCCCAAUGGAAUGCUUCGGGAAUUACAUUAGUCAGUGAAGUAACACAUGGUUGGAGCCCAGAAACUAUUUUUAUCGAUAGAGAUAAUACGAUCUACGCCAUCGCAUUUAACAAAGAUUAUAUUUACCAAUGGAAUGAAGACAGUGUUAAUAUAAGUAGAAGAAAUUUCCAUAAUUUGAUCGGACCUUUAGAUCUCUUUAUUACAUCACCUGACAAUUUCUAUUUCAUGACUGGUUAUUCAAAUGCUCGAAUAACUAAAUGGAAUCCAAAUACAUUUGAUACUGUACCCAUCGUGCAUUUUUGCGAACGAUGUUUCGAUAUAUUUAUCGCUAUCAACAAUGUACUUUAUUGUUCCAUGGAAGAUCGACAUCAAAUUGCAACAAAAGCAUUAUAUGAGAAUUCAUCCACGAUCGAUAUUGUUGCAGGUAUCGGUAUCGAAGGAUCAAUAUCAAAUAUGCUUCACUAUCCUCAAGGAAUAUUCGUGAACAGUAAUUUUGAUCUAUAUGUAGCUGAUAGAUCAAAUCAUCGAAUUCAAUUAUUCCGUUCAGGAGAAUUCAACGGAACUACAGUCGUUGGACGAUCAGACACAAUUGAUCUAACUCAUCCAUCAAGCGUAACGUUGGAUGCUAAUAAUAAUAUCUAUGUUGUCGAUACCGACAAUCGUCGUAUUGUUGUAUCUGGUCAGUAUGGGUUCCGAUGUUUAGUAGGAUGUAGUCAAGUAUAUGGCGAAGCAUCCGAUCAACUCGCAAAUCCGAAAAGUAUGGCCUUUGAUAACUACGGUAACAUAUAUGUUAUUGAUUCGCAUAAUGAGCGAAUCCAGAAAUUUCUCUUAUCAAACAAUACAUGUAAUUUUACACCAAACGAAACAGUGAUCCGAACAACUAAAAAUAUCACAGCAGUUCCACGCGAUACUAUGUUAACAUCUUUGUCACUUCGAGCUACUAAUGGUCCCACAUAUAUAGAUCAUUGUGACGAGUCAUCCUCAGAUUUCGAUCAUAUCUCAAUGCCAGAAGAUAGCAAACUGCGAAUACAAAUAUAUGUGCAAAUCUUUACAGUGGAUUAUGUGAAUCCGAGAGAUUUAUCUGAAAAUGCACUCUUUAAACUGCGUGGGUCGUGUGAUUUGAAUCAAUUCCAAAUGCCUAUUUAUCUUCAGACCAAUAUAACAUAUGUGCUGGCCAUUGUUACAGCUGAUUUACAAAUGUUAGAACCAUUAUCAGUACAUGUUUUCGGUCCUAACAAUGUGCGCCUUACUCGUGCUGAUACAUCGUUGAACAUAACUUCAGUAUAUUCAUCAGAACUUGAUACUAAAAGUCCGAUGUUUACACGCACUGCUUGUGGGCAGUUGGACUCUCAUUUUGAAGCUGUUAAAUUCACUGUAACUGAGACGGGUGUUUACACAAUCAUUGGGGAUAGUUCUGUUGGUAUGUACGUCUAUCUCUACGAAGACAGUUUCAAUCCAUUUAACCUAAAAACACAACUUAUCGCAGAAAAUCAUAUUUAUGAUGUUUGUGAUUUUCAAUCUCACAUUGUAACUCGUCUUGUGAUGGAUACGAAAUAUGUAUUCGUUGUAGCAACACAGUUUCAGGAUGAUGAGGGAACAUUUUCAGUGUUCGUAUUCGGGCCAAACAAUGUCAGUUUUAAUCGCAUCGACAACAUUCCAUUGGUCGUUCAAUCGAAAUAUUUAUCAGAACUGACUGGAAAUAGUUUAAUAUAUUCACCUACUGGAUGCGGAUUCUUAAAUCAUUACUUUGAAGCUUUGGAACUACAUGUAAUAGAAACGGGCGAUUAUACUAUUACUAGUCAAAGUGUUGGAUAUCCAGAAGGUUCCCUUUACGAAAAUAAUUUCGAUGUAUUUAAUCCUAAACUAAACUUAAUCGAGUUACAUAACGAAAAAUAUGAAUGUUAUAAUGAACCGCAAUUUGUAACUCGUCUUCUCGCGAAUAACAAAUAUAUAUUAGUUGUGACGACAUUACACAAAGGGUUAGAGAUACGUUUUUCGGUGUUGGUAACUGGACCAAAAAAAGUUACUUUCAAGCGUAUUUUGGUGCAAUCAACGUACACAUCGGUACUGACAGAAGAUACUCCAACAUAUCCUCGAGUAUGUGGAAAAGGAAAUUAUCAUUAUGAGACUAUAGAAGUGAAUGUAGAAGAGAGUGGUACUUAUAAUUUCGGAGCGAAUAGUAGCCUUAUGUUAUAUGGUCAGCUCCAUAAAGAUAGUUUUAAUUCACUCAAUCCAACAGAAAACGAACUAACCCAUAGUAAUCGAAGUUGCGAUGGAUAUCGACUAUUUCAUUUUACCGCUCAUCUUGAAAUUAAUACAACGUAUAUUCUACUUGUGACAACAUUUGAACCAAAUCAACAGGGAGAAUUCAUGAUUGUUGCAUGUGGUACGAAGAAUGUGAAUCUUACUCGUCUCGUGAAUAGUCAAAGCAGCUGUGUCAUUGGUGAUCGCUGUCAUUCUUAUACAAAGGGUAUAGGCAUGACAAUCGACGAUAUCUUACGUAAUGAAAUUCAACAAACGACAAUAUUUAGUGAUCAAUCAUUUGUCGUGAAAAUGAGUGCCAUUGUCACGAUGGUUAUGUUUGUCGGAGGUAUGAUUAAUGGUCUUCUCUCUUUGUUAACAUUUCGAAACGUCGAAUUACGAAAGACUGGCUGUGGAAUAUAUCUAUUAGCAUCAUCGGUAACUUCUCUCUUUACUAUUUCGGUAUUUACGUUCAAAUUCUGGUUUGUUCUAUACAAUCAUAUAAAUGUUUCUGUGAAUGCGCCUGUCUUUCGAGAUGUUUGUAUUUUUCUCGAACCAUUUCUAAAAAUUCUCGUGUAUCUCGACACUUGGCUCAACAGUUGUGUCGCUAUUGAACGGGCGGUUAAUGUUUACAAAGGCGUUCAAUUCGAUAAAAAGAAAAGUAGACGUGCUGCUCGAUGGAUCGUUAAGAUCCUACCAAUUUUCAUCGUGGCCACUAUCAUUCAUGAACCUAUGCAUCGACAUUUAUUUGAAUACACUAAUGAGAUCUACGGAUCGGAUGAGAAUCGAAAUCAAACAAACGAAACCAUAAGAUACGAAACAGAAAAAUAUGUCUUAUGUGUUGUAACUUAUCCAAGUUUCGUACAGAAUUACAAUACAACUAUUCUGUUUCUUCAUCUGAUUGUUCCAUUUCUCGCUAAUCUUUGUUCUACUUUGUAUAUUAUUUUUGGAAAUGCUCGUCGAAGAUCAACAAUUCAAACCAAACAAACAUUUCAAGAACUCGUCCUUAAACAAAUCAACGAGCACAAACAACUGAUCGUCAGUCCGUUGAUUCUUCUAGUUUUAUCAUUACCUCGUCUGAUCAUUUCGUUGAUAUCCGGAUGUAUAGAUGCAUCGAAUAAUCCUUCAUUAUAUCUUUGUGCUUAUUUCAUUUCAUUUACUCCAUCAAUGCUUAUUUUCAUUGUAUUUGUACUUCCUUCUGAUUUGUACAUGAAGACAUUCAAAGACUCGCUGCGGAAAUACAGACCACGUUCUCAUCGGUGA
Molecule: messenger RNA, 3630 nt
Organism: Adineta ricciae
Lineage: Eukaryota; Metazoa; Rotifera; Eurotatoria; Adinetida; Adinetidae
Source: the annotation of a GenBank genome assembly